Molecule: messenger RNA, 973 nt
Organism: Ctenocephalides felis (cat flea)
Lineage: Eukaryota; Metazoa; Arthropoda; Insecta; Siphonaptera; Pulicidae
Product: zinc finger protein 676-like
Exons: 1
Coding region: 77-973 (298 amino acids)
Biological process (GO): regulation of transcription by RNA polymerase II
Molecular function (GO): DNA-binding transcription factor activity; RNA polymerase II cis-regulatory region sequence-specific DNA binding
Source: RefSeq, a predicted model, not a curated record
UUAAAACAUAUUUAUUGUUAAUUCAAAACUUUUGAAUUACAUAUUUAUUUGACAUAUUUAAGCUAUUCUAAAUUAUAUGAAACCGUCGAAAAUGUCUGAAGAAACUGAUUCAAACACAACAAUUAAAAUUGAACCUUUAGAUUAUCCUCAAGUGAAACAAGAAUUGGAUGAUUACGAUAAUAAUUACCCGGAAAACGACAAAAUUUGUUUACAACGUUUUUUAAAAUCUGAGAUAACAAUCGAGGAAGAAAUAAAGCAAGAAGCUAUCGAUGAACAAGAUGCAAAAAGUAAAAACGUAGCAAUUACAACUGGUAGGCCUUAUAUAUAUAAUGAAGAAAUCAGUGAAUCUAGUAAUUUAGAGGGUAAGACAAACAAAUCAUUUGAAAGAGUUCCAAGAAAAACAAUGAAUAAUUUGAAACGCCACGAAUGUGAAAUAUGCAAUAAAACUUACAAAACAAAGCAAAAUUUAAACCAACAUAAAAUAAUUCACACUGGAGAACUUCCUUAUAAGUGUGAUAUGUGCAAUAAAACAUUUACAAGAAAGCAAACAUUAAACGAACAUAAAAUGAUUCACACUAAGGAUAGUCCUUAUAAUUGUGAAAUAUGCAAUAGAACUUUUGCAACAAAGCAAAGAUUAAACCAACAUAAAAUGAUUCACACUGGAGAACGUCCUUAUAAGUGUGAUAUGUGCAGUAAAACAUUUACAAGAAAGAAAAUAUUAAACGAACAUAAAAUUAUUCACACUGGGAAACGUCCUUAUAAGUGUGAUAUGUGCAAUAAAACAUUUACAAGAAAGAAAACAUUAAACGAACAUAAAAUGAUUCACACUGGGGAAAGUCCUUAUAAUUGUGAAAUAUGCAAUACAACUUUUGCAACAAAGCAAAGAUUAAACCAACAUAAAAUGAUUCACACUGGAGAACGUCCUUAUAAGUGCGAUAUGCGCAAUAAAACAUUUACAAGAAGCAAACAUUAA